Messenger RNA from Exophiala oligosperma, 1161 nucleotides. RefSeq lists its product as uncharacterized. The record is from RefSeq and is a predicted model, not a curated record. Lineage: Eukaryota; Fungi; Ascomycota; Eurotiomycetes; Chaetothyriales; Herpotrichiellaceae. The coding region runs from base 1 to 1161 and encodes 386 amino acids. The transcript is spliced from 4 exons.
AUGGCCCUCGCAUGCCUUGGAAGCAGACUCAAGAUGUUGGAUUUACUCGAUCAAGCAAGAUCACUUCACAUUCAACUGCUGCAUUCUUUCUCAAAAUCUUUACUGGAGCUAUCAGCCCACGAUGUCAUGGAAUCCCUGGUUACCGCGGUGCUACUUGGACUCUACGAGCUAGUUACAGCUGGAUCUACGAAUCCCAGCGAUCACGAUGCUCAUUCGAGGGGUGUGACGGCAAUUCUAUGUGCAACUCAAUCUCCGCUUGAGCUCGUCAGAGGCAAAGGUCUAUUUCAAUUAGCACACUCGCUUUGGAGAAAGGGUCCAAAUCACAUCGUCGAACUCAGUCUGCUCCCAUCGGUACAGACAACCAAAGAUACUAAUCGACCAAUGCUGCGGGAAGAUGAAGUACAGCUUCCUGAUGCCUUCCAAGAGAGCUCUGGAGCCGGGUCCGAAUUCAAUCAUACCGGGCUAUACCUACUCUUGAAGAAAGCGGAGAUCUUACUGCUCAGUCAACAUGCCCUUUCAGAAGACAUAAAUGACCUCCUCUGCGAAGCAUAUUCAUGGGACAGAGACUUGGCUCGCUGGCCAGCAACUCGAUCAUAUGAGCCUGCGGAAGUAUCGAAAACCGAAAGUCAAACACAAAGUCGACGUCCACCAUGGUGGCCACCGAAAGCAGACACUUAUUUUGAUUUGUAUGUGGCUGCGGCCUGGAACACGUAUCGCAAGAAUCGGCUAUUGCUGCUCAAUGUGAUAGUUCAGUGCUUAGAAAGGCUCCAAGAGAAGGACGCACAUGGGCGCAAGCAGGCAGAAGCUGCAGGGCUUGCUAAAGAUGUUCUGGCUUCGAUUCCCUUCCACCUGACAUACGCCUCCGGUAGUCUUCGUCAGGUUUCAAGUCUUAACGUUGGCGGGAUUGCGGUAGGUAAAACUAUCGGUGGCAUGUUGCUGAUGCAUCCUCUUUACGUCGCAUCAAACUUGCCGAUUGUCCCAGCGCAAUUGCGAGCCCAUAUGCGGGAAUGCCUUGCAUGGAUUGGUGGGCACAUGGGCAUCGGCCAGGCCAGUGUCUUUUCAAAAACAUCCAUUACAUUUCCCGCCGAAUCUAUCAUCCAUGGAUAUGUUCUACUUUGGGCGGGCAUGCUUGUACGCCCAGAGAAUCAGCAAACGCCGUGA